Messenger RNA from Verticillium nonalfalfae, 423 nucleotides. RefSeq lists its product as uncharacterized. The coding region runs from base 1 to 423 and encodes 140 amino acids. Lineage: Eukaryota; Fungi; Ascomycota; Sordariomycetes; Glomerellales; Plectosphaerellaceae. The record is from RefSeq and is a predicted model, not a curated record. The transcript is spliced from 2 exons.
AUGACCUCACAACCACUGCCAUCUCUGGCUGAGGCCAAAAUCACAAAGCUGCCAGCAUCUGCUUUCUACAUCCCAAACUUCAUAUCCGAGGAAGAAGAGGCCAGCAUCCUGCAAAAGAUCGCAGAAGCACCGAAACCGCGGUGGAAGCAGCUUACCCACCGUCGUCUGCAAACCUGGCCGUCCGAUCUUGUACACGACAAGCUCAUUGAUGCCCCUCUGCCUCGUUGGCUCGAGACGCCCAUCAUCACUCGACUAUGUGACCUACAUCGCUCCACCGAUGAUCUUUCCGACAGCUUGUUUUCGGACAGCCCCCACAAACGACCGAACCACGUUCUGAUCAACGAAUACCCCCCUGGAGUCGGUAUCAUGCCGCACAAGGCAAGUCUAGGGUAUGUUGUUGCAAACAUGCAGGAGUACUCAUGA